AUGGCUCGCACCAAGCAGACCGCUCGCAAGUCCACCGGUGGCAAGGCCCCCCGCAAGCAGCUCGCUGCCAAGUCCCAGGCGCGCAAGACCGCCGCCGCGGCGACUGGCGGUGUCAAGAAGCCCCAUCGCUUCCGGCCUGGUACCGUCGCCCUCCGCGAGAUCCGGCGGUACCAGAAGUCGACGGAGCUCCUCAUCCGCAAGCUCCCCUUCCAACGUCUUGUGCGCGAAAUCGCGCAGGACUUCAAGACCGACCUGCGCUUCCAGUCGUCCGCCGUCAUGGCCCUCCAGGAGGCCUCCGAAGCCUACCUCGUCUCGCUCUUCGAGGACACCAACCUCGCCGCGAUCCACGCCAAGCGCGUCACCAUCCAGCCCAAGGACCUCGCGCUCGCCCGCCGGUUGCGCGGUGAGCGCACGUGA
Messenger RNA from Dichomitus squalens LYAD-421 SS1, 417 nucleotides. RefSeq names its product histone H3. Lineage: Eukaryota; Fungi; Basidiomycota; Agaricomycetes; Polyporales; Polyporaceae. The transcript has 3 exons. Gene Ontology annotation, molecular function: protein heterodimerization activity; structural constituent of chromatin; DNA binding. The record is from RefSeq and is a predicted model, not a curated record. Gene Ontology annotation, cellular component: nucleosome. Bases 1 to 417 code for a protein of 138 amino acids.